AGUUUAGUUUGUUUGGCCAAUUCAAUCCAGACAGUUCUGUUAUUAUUAGAGAAAAAAUGGCUUGUAAUAAGUUCCUUACCUUUUACAAUGGUGAAAAAAUGCCAGUUCUCGGCAUUGGAACUUGGCAGGCUUCCGAUGAAGAAAUCGAAACUGCUCUUGAGGCAGCCCUGGAAGCGGGGUACCGCCAUAUUGACACAGCUCUCCGUUAUGGCAAUGAAGGAGCCAUUGGAAAAGUCCUUAAACGUUGGCUAGAUGCGGGAAAAGUGAAGCGGGAGGAGCUGUACAUUGUGACAAAGCUGCCGCUAACAUUGAAUCGUCCCCACGAAGUGGAAUCGACAUUUAAGAAGUCUCUUGGCCUCCUGCAAUUGGACUAUGUCGAUUUGUACCUUAUCCAUACGCCGUUCACUGUGUUCGCGAAUGAAGAUGGUAGCAUUAAAAAGGACAAGGAUGGCCUUGUCAUGGUGGACCCAACAACCGAUCAUGUAGCCACAUGGGCGGAAAUGGAAAAGUUGGUGGAGAAGGGUUGGACCAAGUCGAUCGGUCUGUCGAAUUUCAACAUAAAGCAGAUACAGCGUGUGCUUAACAACUGCAAAAUCCGUCCUGCUAAUCUUCAGAUUGAGCACCAUGUGUAUCUACAACAAAGAGAUCUAAUAGACUUCUGCAAGGCGGAAAACAUUGCUGUCACAGCCUUUUCGCCUCUCGGAACAAGGGGCUAUGUCAACCUCAGCGCUAAAAGUGGCAUCACGAGGGAAGUACCAAACCUUAUGGAAAUUCCAGAGGUUAAGGAAAUAGCAGCUGCUCAUGGCAAGACUCCUGCUCAAGUUCUCCUGCGUUGGAUCAUUGAUACUGGCCUAUCCACCAUUCCAAAGAGCACGAAUCCUGCUCGACUGCGGCAGAAUUUGGAUAUAUUUGACUUUGAAUUGACCAAAGAAGAGGUAAACAGACUCUUGGCAUUGGACAGAAACUUCCGCAUUUGCGAUUUGGCUAUUUUCCACGGAAUCGAAAGGCACCCGGAGUUUACCUUCAAAAAUCAAUAUACCAAUUAAGCAAUGAAUUGCAUAAAUAAGCAAAAUUAAACAACAAAAAUAAAUAAACUGAUAAGAUAAA
This is a messenger RNA of Drosophila willistoni, 1107 nucleotides long. RefSeq names its product 1,5-anhydro-D-fructose reductase. Bases 57 to 1046 code for a protein of 329 amino acids. Gene Ontology annotation, cellular component: cytosol. The transcript has 4 exons. Gene Ontology annotation, molecular function: aldose reductase (NADPH) activity. The record is from RefSeq and is a predicted model, not a curated record. NCBI's taxonomy places the organism in Eukaryota, Metazoa, Arthropoda, Insecta, Diptera, Drosophilidae.